AUGAACUCAGAUAAUGAUGAAGAUAAUAUAAAACCAGCAUUGCCAAUCGAUGGUGUAGACGCUGAUGUUUCAAACUACUUAAAUUCAGUGCGAUCAGAAGCCAAGUCAUUGUCAAUUAUGUAUCAAGAUAUUGUAAAGAUACAAGAUGAGGAAGUUGAGAUGAUACCUGAAGAUGACGAAUUGCUCAAUGAGUGGUCCAACGGCUUAUAUGAGAAAUUCAUAAGCUUGAAAGAGAAAAUUAAGAAUUAUCAAAUAGAAACAUCAUCAUAUGAUAAACAAUACAACUUGAAAUGGAAAGAAUCAUUUAAACAACCACCACCUGAUAUUGAUUAUUUCAUCUAUGCAUUAAACAGAAAAAUUUGUUUUGACAUACUAGUCUUUUUAACAGAUUGGAUAACAUUAUCAACAACUGCUACAACAAGUCAAUGGAUAUGGAAGAUCUUUUUAAAGUUGGAUAAUUUCAUAGAAGCUAAUGAAUGUUCAAUAUUAAGAGAUUUGGCUAAUAAAGCAAUUUUGAGAAAACAGCAAUUGUUAGAAAUUGGUAAAUCAGCUAAUUCUACUUCUAAAUUUACUUAUGAUAUGAUUAUUACUAUAGUUGGUAAAUAUUAUGGUCAAACUGAUCUAUUGAGUAGUUUAUAG
Molecule: messenger RNA, 639 nt
Organism: Lodderomyces jiufengensis
Lineage: Eukaryota; Fungi; Ascomycota; Pichiomycetes; Serinales; Debaryomycetaceae
Exons: 1
Coding region: 1-639 (212 amino acids)
Biological process (GO): spliceosomal snRNP assembly
Source: RefSeq, a predicted model, not a curated record